CUGGAUUCAGUACCCAAUUCUUUGAAGGACGGUAGUACUAGUAAUAAUCUUUCAGUCCAAAAAACCAUGUCUCGUAAUGCUCCUCGCUGCAGCAGAUGCAGGAACUGGAAGAAACAAUGGACGAGCCGUCGAGUGAACGGGGGCCCAACACCACUUUGCCUGUCGAGGCCCACUGCUACUAGUACGACUACGAGUGAACUGAACCCGCUGCUACCACUACGAGUGUUUCCUCUGGCUGACUGGCUAGGUUUCCUCGCCGCCGAAAUGAACACGACGAGCGAGGACACCACCCGUGGCCGCCGCCGCCGCCGCCGCCGCCGCUCCCAAACCCACGCGAGUGACGAUGCCGAUGGAGUGACCCGCCGCCGCAGUCCGCCCCUCCUCGGCCUCUUCCACCAAUGCAAGGAUGAUAUCGUCUUCACCCCCAUCAUGGACCGCCCCGACCGAAUCCGUCCAAAGCGUUUCGACCUGCAUCUCGACAGCCACAACAUGGGAGCGGUCCAACUUCUCGAUUGCCGCCAUGGCCGCGUCCUUCUCACGGACAAACGGCGGGAUGAGCUCAUCCUGUGCGACCCUAUCAUCGGUGAGCAGCGCCUCAUGGCUGUUCCGCCAGAGUUCGUAAGAAAAUGCUUCAACGGGACUGUGCUCUGCGCUGCCAUUGACCAUGACCACGUGCACGAAAGCUGCCACUCGAGCCCCUUCAAGGUGGUGCUGAUCUCCUAUCUCGGAGGGGAUAAUCAACAUAUCGUGUGUGUUUACUCCUCUGAGACUCGUGUAUGGGGUGAUAUCAUUUCGACAACCGCUUCGUAUCAUCUUUCUGAUUAUGGUAUCCCUGGCUUGCUUGUUGGUAAUGCACUUUACUGGUUGCUGGAUAUUAUAGGCGCUGGCAUACUUAAGUUUGAUUUGGAUGAGCAGAGCCUAGCUGUGAUCGAGGGGCCUCUUUGUACAAUGAUUUUAGCCAUGGUAGUUGCAUCAUCCAGGCUGAGGAUGGCACGCUUGGCUUCGCCAUAUUGUCUUACCCUCACUUACAAAUGUGGCAGAGGAAUAUCAUUUGCCAUGGUGUUGCCACAUGGGUGCUAUGGAAGACCAUUGACAUGCGUACAAUUCUUGGGCUCCCUAAACAGAUUCAAGGAAAGAGGACACUUAUAAGACAUACACUGGGAUGCCUCGAGGAUUGUGAUGAAAUACUUCUAUCUGUGGAUUGUCGUGCCUAUAUGGUUCAACUUAAGUCGAUGAAGUCCAGGAAACUUUGUGAAAACAGUUAUUUAACUUGCUAUCAUUCUUUCAAGAGUUUCUAUCCUCCAGGAACAUCCAUUGCUGGCGGAUGUGAUGGAAAUGAUGCAUGCUACACAAGGUGAUUGUCUGGUUUGAUGUUCUAAUGUGCUAAAAUGGUAACAGGUGAAGAAGGGCUGCUGCAGAUGUUAGUUGUCAUUGAGUUUGUCGCAUUUCAUCAAUGUCGUCGGCAGUGGUCUUAGUCUAGCCAAGUCUCUAAUGUAGCAAGAUGCUUUUGAAUACCUGAUCCAGGGAAUUCAGCUUACUAGUAUUAUUUCAAGUCGGAUUUCAUCGUCUCUUGUUCUUGUUAGGUGUUUGUGCUUGGCUGGCAGGUCUUCUGUUGAGCCAUGAUAGUUUCAGUGUCAUGUAUCACUGAAACUUGUUUGUUUGAGUGUGCUUGUCAGCUGCGAUUUGCAAAACAUGUCUACUUUCUUGUCUUGGAAGUGAGUCAGUGCCAUGUAAUUGUUCAUAUGAGCCAGGGUACUCAGCUAUUUGGUGCUGAAGAUACCCGAAACUGCUGUGAGUAGCUUCCUUGUUGGCAAGUGGAAUUAAACCUGUAGACAUGUAGUUGUGGGAUUUUACAGUUUGAUUGACAAGCUCCCAUUAAUUUCCUGUAGAUUCAGAUGGAUAUCGGUUUCCUGCUAUUCUCCUGUCCAUGUAUGUGCAUUGGAGUUUUGA
Messenger RNA from Triticum aestivum (bread wheat), 1950 nucleotides. RefSeq lists its product as uncharacterized. The coding region runs from base 67 to 1149 and encodes 360 amino acids. The transcript has 3 exons. NCBI's taxonomy places the organism in Eukaryota, Viridiplantae, Streptophyta, Magnoliopsida, Poales, Poaceae. The record is from RefSeq and is a predicted model, not a curated record.